This is a messenger RNA of Trametes versicolor FP-101664 SS1, 753 nucleotides long. RefSeq lists its product as uncharacterized. The transcript has 6 exons. The coding region runs from base 1 to 753 and encodes 250 amino acids. Gene Ontology annotation, cellular component: fungal-type vacuole; plasma membrane. The record is from RefSeq and is a predicted model, not a curated record. Lineage: Eukaryota; Fungi; Basidiomycota; Agaricomycetes; Polyporales; Polyporaceae.
AUGUCUGACACUACGCCGAGCUCGGAGUCCGCAACCCCGACACACUCGAAAGCCCUUUCGCUCAUCUUUGUUUUUUUAUUUGUCGCAUGUGGCCUGACCCAGAUUUACAACAUCUACCGCUGGAAGGGGAAAUGGAUGCUCGCGAUGACUAUCGGCUGCUUUAUGGGGACGAUCUCAUCCAACUUGUCCGCCUACUUCAUAUUCACCACGCUCUCGCCCUACGCAUUCAUUGCUGCAGAAUAUGUCAUUCUCGGCCGUCUAGCGCGCCAUCUUCAGGCCCCACAACAUGUCGCCAUCGGGGCCGGGAAAGUCGCUGCCAUAUUCGUCACGUCGGAUUUCAUAACCUUCGCCAUGCAGGGCGCGGGCACGGGUAUCGUGAUUGCGCAAGUCAAUUGCCUCCACCAAGUCGGCCGAUGGCUCCUGUUGGGCGGUCUCGCGCUCCAGCUCAUAUCGUUUUUGUUCUUUAGUUGGAUCGUGGUGAUGUUUAUCCGCCGCCUCAGACUGAUCGCCCCAGACAAGGUCACCCGGGACCGACGCUUGACAUGGCGCCAUGACGGUGUUUCCCUCAUCUGGGGACUCGCCCUCUCGUGUUUCGAUAUUAUUGUCCGCUCGGUUUACCGUGUCGUCCAGUUCGCCAUCGAAGGUGACAACCAGUCACUCGGAAUCCUUGGCGGCCUCAGCUUGGAUGCGUUCUUCUACCUGCUCGACGCGCUGCCUAUGCUGGUCGUUGUCUCGACGAGCACCGUUCUCUAG